AUGCGUUGGCAACUCACAACCCUUGUAUUUCAAUCCUUGCUGCUGCUGGCAGCAGCAUCGGACAAGUAUUGCAGUGGUGAAUACUCACAUGGUGGCGACCAUUGCAAAAAAUUUGAGUUUGAUUCAACCACGGACGAGGAAAAGUGCGGCUCUAGCAGUGGUUCCAAGCAUGGUGAUAAUAGCGUCAAUGGCAUCAAAUUAAGCAAUUGCACCACAUUUUACGACAUUUCUGAUCUGCCAGACCAAGACAUUGACGAUCAUACAACUAAAAUGGCUCAGCUUAUCACCAAUGUGUUUGAAAAUGGGGGAACGAGCAUUGGUUAUGGGUAUGUGGAGAACAUAAAAGAUUGUCGUGGUUACACAAGUGGCUACAUUGGCUUUACGACGGGUACCAAUGAUGCCUACACGGUGGUGAAGCAAUACUUGAAGCACAAUCCCAAAUCCAAGCUUCGUAAGAGUCUCAAAGAGCUUAAACGGUUGAGCCAAUUAGACUUUGGAGAUAGUGGUCGAGCUGAUACAUCCAAACUUGACAAGCAUGGAUACAUGAAGGCAUGGCAACAUGCCGCUUGCUAUGAUGCACGUUUUAUUCAAACUCAAUUGGACGUGGGUCAUGCCAUGUAUUUGAAACCUGCCAUGAAGUAUGCUGCAAGUGUGGGUGUCCAUUCUAACCUUGGCAAGGCCUUUUUUUACGAUACGAUCGUGCAACAUGGAUGGCAGUACGUUGAGCCGCAGAUCAACCUUCCCAGAAUUCUUCAACUAACGGGUGCACGUCGGGCCAAUGAGAGUGAAAAGGAUUAUCUUGCUCGUUUUCUCAAGACUCGCCGUCAGCUACAAUGUUGCUCUCCUAGCAGUGUUUGGAACGAGUCUGCCGACCGAGUUUCUGAUCUACAAAAACUACUUGAAGAUUGGGAUAGGAACAAGGACCUGAAACAUCCCGUCAAACUAGAUGCAUUUGGAGUAAAAGUCAAGGGCACGGAAGACCUAUUGUAUGAUAGCGAAAAUUGCAAGCAUAAGCCAAAGCAUUCCAAAGGUGUGAAACCCACCGAUCUUCCCAUCCCAGAUACUUGUCCCAAUCCAUUGAUGUCAUAA
Lichtheimia ornata is the source of this 1089-nucleotide messenger RNA. RefSeq lists its product as uncharacterized. The transcript has 8 exons. The record is from RefSeq and is a predicted model, not a curated record. Lineage: Eukaryota; Fungi; Mucoromycota; Mucoromycetes; Mucorales; Lichtheimiaceae. Gene Ontology annotation, cellular component: extracellular region. Bases 1 to 1089 code for a protein of 362 amino acids. Gene Ontology annotation, biological process: carbohydrate metabolic process. Gene Ontology annotation, molecular function: chitosanase activity.